This is a messenger RNA of Penicillium taxi, 1023 nucleotides long. Its product is annotated as twinfilin. The transcript is spliced from 4 exons. Gene Ontology annotation, molecular function: actin monomer binding; actin filament binding. The record is from RefSeq and is a predicted model, not a curated record. Lineage: Eukaryota; Fungi; Ascomycota; Eurotiomycetes; Eurotiales; Aspergillaceae. Bases 1 to 1023 code for a protein of 340 amino acids. Gene Ontology annotation, biological process: actin filament depolymerization; barbed-end actin filament capping. Gene Ontology annotation, cellular component: actin filament; cytoplasm.
AUGCAGUCAGGAAUCACAGUCUCCGCGGAGCUUCAAAAUGCCUUCAGCCACUUCAGCAACGACAGCUCAAGCUUCUGUCUACCCAUCACCAUUACCUCCGAGAGUCUGACACCAUUGACCCCGUUGUUAUUCACCGAAUCCAAUUCUUCGCCUGAAUCCUUCUUCUCCUCGUUGCCCCAGCUCUCUUCCGUCCUACAACCCAAGACACCGAUCUUCCUCUUGUUGCGCCGUCCUACCAAUGCAUCCUUUUCGCUCAUCGCUCUGACUUACAUCCCAUCUGAUGCGCCUGUUCGGCCUAAGAUGUUGUUCGCUUCAACCCGCUCCACGCUGUUUCGUGAGCUUGGUGCUGAGAAGUUCGCCUCGACUGUGUUUGCCACCGAAGAGGCGGGGAUCCUGGAACGUGAUGCGUGGCGGGAGCGCGAUGGGGAGAUUAACCAGAUCCGGAGAGAAGACUUGAUGGGUGAGAAGGAGCGCGAGCUUGAGAAGGUUCGCAUGGCUGAGGCUGAGGCUCGGAGCGGCCCGUCGCAGAGAGAUAUCGGAAUCGGUGGAACAUAUGGACCAGGCUCUGGGUCUGGCAUGAAGAUAUCCAUGCCGGUUGAUGAGGCGGCUAAGACUGCGCUGAAAGAGCUACAGGAGGGAGGACUGGUUCAGCUGACUGUCGAUAUCCCCACGGAGACUAUCACGCUUGCUGAUUCCAAGUCUGGUGUUGAUGCGGGCGACGUAGCCUCGCACAUUUCUUCAACUUCGCCCCGGUACUCCUUCUACCACUAUCCGGGCUCGGAUGCCGUGGUAUUCGUGUACACUUGUCCCACCGGCUCAUCUAUCAAGGAGCGCAUGCUGCACGCCAGCUCGCGGAGGAAUGCUAUCGCGAUCGCUGAGCAGGAAGGCCUCCAGAACUUGAAAAAGAUCGAAGCUUCGUCCCCAGAUGAGAUCACUGGAGAAAGGUUGCAGGAGGAAGUUGAGCCGCCACAGAACCAGGGUGCAGGGCGUGGUUUCGCCCGCCCAAGACGCCCCGGUCGGUAA